Messenger RNA from Sclerotinia sclerotiorum 1980 UF-70, 501 nucleotides. RefSeq lists its product as hypothetical. The coding region runs from base 1 to 501 and encodes 166 amino acids. The transcript has 2 exons. Lineage: Eukaryota; Fungi; Ascomycota; Leotiomycetes; Helotiales; Sclerotiniaceae. The record is from RefSeq and is a predicted model, not a curated record.
AUGAAGUUCUCAUUCGCUUCCAUUCUCUUCGCCAUUGCCGCACCCGCUGUGGUCAACGCUGACAAAACCAGUGUCAACGUUGAAUCCGUAAUCUCCAGUUUCUUUCUCCAUACACCCACCCUCCCAGCCGGUGCCUCUUCCACCCUAGCCACUGCCCUCGCCUCCAUAGACCACGCCUGGACCACCGCCGCCGCCUUCACCUCAUUCGAAAAUGCCGUUAUCUCCGCAGCACCUAGCUCCCUCCAAGGUUCUAUCUUGAAGAGCGGAUACUACUACGAGCAAGUAGCUACCGCGGAUUGGUUUACCAAGAAGGCGCCUAAGGAUGCCCAGAAGGCUAUCAGUAGCUACCUGAGUGAAGUUCAUAAGGUUGAGAGUAGUGUUUUUAGUAAGGUGGCUACUCAGACGAGUAAGGGAGCUGGAGCUGCGGCUACAGGAGUGCCAGCUGUAGGUGCUAUGGGUGUUGCUCUUGCGGUUGGGUUGGGGGCUGUAGGUAUGAUGUAA